GGUCUACCUGGAAAUCCAGGGGAAAGAGGACCUCCUGGAAAACCAGUAUGUAACUUCACUCCUGUAUUAUAUCUUCCUUUUAACUCAGUUUCUGCCUGUACACCUCAUCUCAGAAGUGCACUUUGGUGCUUUUCCACUGCUGCUUUUCCCAGCAGAGCAAUGGAAAAAACACAAAGACACACUAACGGGUUAUGAUAAAAGUAUCUGUGGUGCCUUUGGAAUGGAUGUGUGCAGUGAAUGCCCUCCUGGUCCACCAGGACUGCCAGGCAUCCCAGGUUUCAAAGGUGAUAGAGGUCUCCGGGGACCACCAGGUAGAGAUGGUCAGGAUGGGAAAAUGGGUAUUGCUGGUCCCAGAGGUCCUGUGGGCCCACCUGGGCUUGAUGGCCCAAAGGGUGCUAAAGGAGACCGUGGUAUGACUGGGGAUGUAGGAGAAAAAGGUGAACAGGGCCACCCUGGAAUGCCUGGCUUCUCAGGGGCUCCUGGAAACCCUGGUCCACCUGGAUCAGAUGGGGCACCAGGACCAAUAGGACCAGCAGGAAACCCAGGAGACAUAGGCAAAGAUGGUCCACCAGGUCCACAGGGCCCACCAGGGCUGCCUGGACUCCCAGGCAUUGCUGGGAAUGAUGGCAAAGAUGGCAAACCAGGAUCUCUUGGGGAACCGGGUUUCAAAGGACAGAGAGGAGAUACAGGUCCCCCAGGUCCCCGGGGGGAGCCAGGUGUGAUGGGUCCUGCUGGUCGUGACGGGCCACCAGGGAAGGAUGGUGAUCCUGGUCCUAUAGGACCACAGGGCCCUCGAGGAUUCCGAGGGCAACCGGGCAAGAAUGGAUUGCCUGGAUCUGCAGGAGAACCUGGCCCAGCAGGUAUCCCAGGUCCCAAAGGAAAUAAAGGAGAAACAGGCAGCCCAGGACUCCCUGGUUUCAUAGGACCCCGAGGACCACCUGGAGAACCAGGAGAGAAAGGUCCUCCUGGAAAAGAGGGUGCACCAGGGAAACCAGGUGAAAUUGGCUCUAAAGGAGAGAGGGGAGAGCCUGGCAUCAAAGGUGAAAAAGGCCCUCAAGGAGAAAAGGGCCCUCCAGGUGAUCCUGGGAUACCUGGUCAUAAGGGCCAUCCAGGACUGAUGGGUCCCCAUGGACCCCCAGGAGACACUGGGCAGGUUGGACCUCCUGGUCCUCCAGGACAGCCAGGAUUUCCAGGACCAAGGGGGGAACCCCCAUCUCUAGAGACUUUGAGAAGGCUCAUCCAAGAGGAGUUGGCCAAGCAGCUAGAUGCAAAGUUAGCCUAUAUCCUGGCUCAGAUGCAGCCUGCACAGGUAAAAGCAUCCCAUGGCAGACCAGGACCUCCUGGUCCCCCUGGGAAGGAAGGACUCCCAGGAAGAACUGGCCCUCCAGGGGAGCCUGGCCGACCUGGACAGACUGGGUCAGAAGGUCCACCUGGGCCAAUUGGCCCCAAAGGAGAAAGGGGAGCAAAGGGUGAAAAGGGUGACACUGGCGUUGGCCAACGAGGGGAAAUAGGUCCUCCAGGAAUUCCAGGCCUCCCAGGGGAGCCUGGUUAUGCCAAAGAUGGGAUGCCAGGACCCCCGGGCCCUCAAGGUGAAGCUGGUGUGCCUGGUCUUGCAGGUCCACAGGGACCUCCAGGAGCUACUGGACAAUGUGACCCCACUCAGUGUGCUUACUAUGCAAGCCUGGCUGCCCGACCCGCCAACGUCAAAGGGCCCUAACAUGCAGGGAGCACCCCCAGACUUGUUUUUAAAACUUGAAUUCAUCACACCUGCCAAGAGCUCUCAGAUGCCUUCAGCUGUGUUUCUUUUGUGGGAAGUCUAAAGCCAACAAAUGCUGCCGGUCGGUCAGAUUAUUUUUAUGAAAUAUUAUUAUUAUUGUUAUUAUUAUU
This is a messenger RNA of Acanthisitta chloris (rifleman), 1887 nucleotides long. Its product is annotated as collagen alpha-1(XXII) chain-like. The annotation marks the transcript as partial. The record is from RefSeq and is a predicted model, not a curated record. The transcript is spliced from 20 exons. NCBI's taxonomy places the organism in Eukaryota, Metazoa, Chordata, Aves, Passeriformes, Acanthisittidae.